AUGUGCGUCAGGAUUGUGUUGGAUGCCGCGCUCUCUGGGAAGGACACGGCGAACUACACCUGGACGCUCUUCACCAAGGAUGGCCGCAGACGAGACAUCAAUUUGAAUGCGACUGCCCGUCGGGGACCUCUCGGCGAGAUCAUCGGAGUGAUCGGCGUGGGCCAAGACCUCACGGAGCUCAAGCAGAUCAGCGCGCAGCACGAGCGCCUUGCGGCAGACUGGCAGCGCCUGGUCGAGACGGCCAACGCGCCCAUCUUCGGCGUCAACGCGGACGGCAACGUGAACGAAUGGAACUCCAAGGCCGCCGAGAUCUCCGGCUUCUCUAAGGAGGAGACCAUGGGACGACCGUUGGUGCGCGAUUUCAUCAACCCGGAGCACCGCGAGAGAGUCCAGGCUGUACUUAUAGAGGCGUUGAACGGCGACGAGACAGCGAAUUUUGAGCUACCGCUCGACACAAAGAGCGGGCAGCGUUUAUGCAUUCUUCUGAACGCGACAACAAGGAGGGACGAAAAUGGUGACGUUGUCGGUAUGUUGGGCGUCGGCCAAGAUAUCACCAAUUUGCGAGCAGCAUUGACCGACAACCAGCGUAUUGCUGAUGAUCUAACGCGAUUGAUUGACACUGCAAACGCACCUAUUUUUGGGAUCGACCCAGGAGGUUGUGUCAAUGAGUGGAAUCAAAAGGCUGCUGAGAUAUCUGGAUACACCAAAUCUGAAAGUUAUGGGAAAGAUUUCGUCGAUCUGUUUGUUUGUAGUGAAUUCCGGGCAGAAAUCCACCAGGUACUCACGGAAGCCCUUGAUGGGGUCUAUACUGCGAAUUUCACUUUCCCACUCCAUACUAAAGACGGCAGCAGGCGAGAAAUAUCCCUAAAUGCAACAGCUCGCCGCGGAACGACUGGAGAAGUCAAUGGUGUAAUCGGCGUCGGGCAGGACAUGACGGAUUUCGAGCGAAGCCGAGCAGAGCAACGGACCAUCGCCGAAGAUUUGCAGCGACUUAUCGAGAGUGCAAAUGCGCCUAUCAUCGGUGUCGAUGUCGAGGGCAACGUGACAGAAUGGAACACGAAAGCUGUCAAGCUGACUGGAUUCUCGCGAGAAGAAGUCCUAGGCCACCACUUAGUCAAUGAGUUCAUCACUCCAGAGUACGUGCCCAAAGUUCGCGACGUUCUGACCCAAGCCUGCAACGGAGUGGACACUGCGAACUUCGAGGUCCCAUUGAUUACCAAAGAUGGCAAGCGGGUGGACAUGUUGUUAAAUGCCACUGCGCGUUUGGAUGCCAACGGCAGCGUAACAGGCGUUGUUAUGGUUGGGCAAGACAUUACAAGAUUACGUGAGGCAGUGAAUGAGGUGGAAUCGGCCGCUGGUGAUUUGGAGCGUCUGAUCGACACUGCAAAUGCUCCAAUUUUUGGGGUCAACACGCAUGGGAGAAUCACGCAGUGGAACCAGAAGACAGCCACGAUCACCGGCUUCCGAAGAGAGGAAGCGGAAGGAAAGCCUUUUGUGGACGAGUUUAUUCUGCCAGAAUUCAGAGAGGAAGUUCGGAGAGUCAUUGACAUGGCACUCUCAGGCCACGAUACGGCGAACUAUGAGGUGACGAUUGUGACGAAGGACGGUUACAGGCGUUUUAUCUUGCUCAACGCUACAACUCGACGCAACGCGGAUGGCGACAUCACAGGUGUGAUAAGUGUUGGCCAAGAUAUUUCUGACUUGAAAAAACUUAUGCUUGAACAUCAACGCGUCGCUGAUGAUUGGGCUCGCUUGAUUGAAACGGCCAACGCUCCCAUAUUUGGCGUCAACGUUGACCUGAAGGUGACAAUUUGGAACAGGAUUGCUGCCGAGUUAUCUGGUUAUUCUAAGGAUGAGGCUCUCGGUUUGCCCUUGGUGGAGCACUUUAUCACGGAGGAGUACAAAGUGCAGGUCGCUCAGGUGCUCUCCCUUGCUUGCCAGGGAACGGACACGUCUAACUUCGAAUUCCCUCUUCUUACGAAAGAUGGAAAGCAAAUCGUUACGCGGUGGCGGAUAUUGUUGAACGCCACUCCUCGCCGUGAUGCAGAUACGAAAGUUGAAGGUGUCCUUGGCGUCGGUCAAAACAUCACAGCUCUGCGAGAGUCCACGUACCAGGCGAAGGUCGUGGCUGACGACCUAGCUCGCCUCAUUGACGGCGCAAACGCACCGAUCUUUGGCAUCGACGCGAGAGGCAGCGUUGUCGAAUGGAACCGCAUGUUUUUCAAAAUCACGGGUUAUGAUAAAGCCAGCGUGUUGGGGAAGCCGCUCGUUCAGAGCUUCAUUCAUCUCGACCAGCAGAAGAAAGUCCACGAGGUAUUCCAGAGCGCACUGGCAGGCGAGGAUGUCGAGAAUUUCGAGUUGCAGCUCUACACGAACAAAGGUAAUUGCAGAGUCCUCUCUAUCAACGCCACCAGGCGCAUCGGAUCCAAUGGCGAGAUCACUGGCGUAAUUGGCGUGGGACAGGAUAUCACAGAAAUCAAUAUUCAGCGCAAGGAGCUGGAACGCGUCGCUGGCAACCUCAGGCGCAUUGUGGACUUUGCGAAUGCACCCAUCAUCGGAGUCAAUGUACAGUGCUCUGUGAAUGAGUUCAACCACAAGGCAGCAGAGAUUUCGGGCUGGACUAAAGAAGAGAUGCUUGGACAGAGUCUCGUCCAAACCCUUGUGCCAGCAGUCAAGCGCCCGACCGUGGCUUUCGUCUUGCUGCAAGCCCUGAGCGGACAGGACGCCGCCGACUUCGAGUUCCCAUUGCUCACGAGGGCAGGGGAGCAACGGCAGGUGACCAUGAACUUCACAGCGCUGCGCGGAGUUGAUGAUGAUGUUGAAGGCGUUAUUUGUGUCGGCAUCGACAUCACAGACAUGCGCAAGAUGGCACAAGAGCAGAGGAAUAUUGCCGAAGAUUUCGAGAGGGUGAUCCGCAGCGCCAACGCCCCCAUCAUCGGUGCGAACAUCAAUGGUGAGGUGACCGACUGGAACGACAAGGCCGCCUCGUUGUCGGGCUUCUCCCGGGAGGAAGCCAUGGGCAAGCCGUUGGUUGAGACUUUCGUCCGUGAGGACAUGCGCCCGCUUGUCAAUGAGGCUAUACACAAAGCGUGCCAAGGUAUCGAGACCACCAGCUUCGAGUUCCCCUUGAUUCUUCAAAGAUCACAGCGAAGUCAUUAUGCUCCUCAAUGCUGCCACUCGCACAGAUGCAAGUGGCGAAAUAGUGGGCAUGGUCAGCGUCGGGCAGGACUUCACGGCCCUGCGGCAGGCCAUGAACGAGAUCGCAGCGAGUCGCGACGCGAUGGCGUCCGUGGCCGAGGAUCUGCGCGGGCUCAUCGAUCACGCCAAUGCACCGAUCCUGGGGAUCGACACGCAAGGGCGCGUCAUGGAGUGGAACCAGAAGCUGGCCGAAAUCUCCCAGUAUUCCAAGGAAGAGAUGAUGGGCAGACCUCUCGUUGA
This is a messenger RNA of Prorocentrum cordatum, 3438 nucleotides long. The record is from the annotation of a GenBank genome assembly. NCBI's taxonomy places the organism in Eukaryota, Dinophyceae, Prorocentrales, Prorocentraceae.